Molecule: messenger RNA, 1476 nt
Organism: Sorex fumeus (smoky shrew)
Lineage: Eukaryota; Metazoa; Chordata; Mammalia; Eulipotyphla; Soricidae
Gene: KDELR3
Product: KDEL endoplasmic reticulum protein retention receptor 3
Exons: 5
Coding region: 72-716 (214 amino acids)
Biological process (GO): protein retention in ER lumen; endoplasmic reticulum to Golgi vesicle-mediated transport
Cellular component (GO): cis-Golgi network; membrane; endoplasmic reticulum
Molecular function (GO): ER lumen protein retrieval receptor activity
Source: RefSeq, a predicted model, not a curated record
GCCACGUCACCCGGCGGCCGGCGCGGGGAGCGCAGCGCGGACCUGCCCGGAGCUGGCGCCGCGCCGGGACCAUGAACGUGUUCCGCGUCCUGGGGGACCUGAGCCACCUCCUGGCCAUGGUCCUGCUCCUCGGCAAGAUCUGGAGGUCCCAGAGCUGCGCGGGCAUCUCGGGCAAGAGCCAGGCCCUGUUCGCGCUCGUGUUCACCGCCAGGUACCUGGACCUGUUCACCAACUUCAUCUCCGUCUACAACAGCGUCAUGAAGGUGGUUUUCCUCCUCUGUGCCUAUGUCACGGUGUACAUGAUCUAUGGGAAGUUCCGGAAGACGUUUGACCGUGAGAACGACACGUUCCGUCUGGAAUUCCUCCUGAUCCCCGUCAUUGGCCUCUCUUUCCUCGAGAACUACAGCUUCACUCCCCUGGAGAUCCUCUGGACAUUCUCCAUCUACCUGGAAUCCGUGGCCAUCCUGCCUCAGCUGUUCAUGAUCAGCAAGACUGGAGAGGCCGAGACCAUCACCACUCAUUACCUGUUCUUCCUCGGGCUGUACCGGGCACUCUACCUGGCUAACUGGAUCAUCCGGUACCAGACUGAAAAUUUCUAUGACCAAAUCGCAGUGGUAUCUGGAGUCGUCCAGACCAUUUUCUACUGCGACUUCUUCUACUUGUAUGUGACCAAAGUCCUUAAAGGAAAGAAGCUAAGUCUCCCAGUGCCAAUCUGAAGCCCGAGAAUACCUGCUCACCAAUGCCCUUCCAUAGUGCCUCCCAGUGCCAACGGAACUACAGUGCCUAAGCCGCGAACGGGUCAACAGACCCCAGUGACUCACUGAACACCUGUUAAUCCUGAAGGUGCCCUACUGUGUUCAGGGCAAAUAUGCCAAAUGAAGAUCGCAACCAAGUAUUUGGGUUAUGGCGUCGUUCUCACAUUCCAGGUGAAUCAAAUCUAGAGUCAAGGUACAAGGUACUAAGGGAUGAAGUUUGGAGCUUUGCCUGGAAACUGUUACCAGGGAGCCAGGGGCAGUACCAAGCUGCCACCAGGUAUGGCGCCAAGAGAGGGGGGAGGGAUAUAGCAAACCCAGGCACUCACAGAAAAGGUUCCUUUGCUUUUUUAAGAAUCUUCCUUCUAGGGGGCUGGAGAGUACAGGAGCUAAGGUGCUCGUACUGCACGUAGCCAAGCCUGUCCGAAUCCUCAUACCCCAUCUGGUUCCCUGAGCAUCGCAGGGAGUGCCCGCCCCCACUCCAUUUUUUUUCACUUCUAAAACUGCAAGGCUUUAUGCAAACUUGACUCACCAACUUUGUGAAUCUACGCACCUGAGACUGUCGUAGCGCCACCAGCCCAGCCCGUGUGUGGUGGGGCCCGGGAGAAGGGCCAUUAUUACCCUGACCAGUGGGCAGUGUCUUGUGACUGACUCCAACUCCUCCACCAAAGCCUGUCAAUCCCACCCCCACCCUGAUUCACUUUCAGGUGCUAAAUGAAACACA